This is a messenger RNA of Sporisorium graminicola, 2700 nucleotides long. RefSeq lists its product as uncharacterized. Gene Ontology annotation, biological process: amino acid transport; transmembrane transport. Bases 1 to 2700 code for a protein of 899 amino acids. Gene Ontology annotation, molecular function: amino acid transmembrane transporter activity. Gene Ontology annotation, cellular component: plasma membrane. NCBI's taxonomy places the organism in Eukaryota, Fungi, Basidiomycota, Ustilaginomycetes, Ustilaginales, Ustilaginaceae. The transcript has a single exon. The record is from RefSeq and is a predicted model, not a curated record.
AUGCCGUCGCCUCGCCAGGCUCAGGCUUUUUCAUCGUCGACGUCGUCAGAAUCGUCCUCAGUGCCGCCCCUAGACGAUCCACUCACGGCCCGCGCUGCAGGUCAAGACAGCCCGUUUGGCGAUCAGAGUCCGAGAGCAUCGUUGCAUCCAGUGCUACAAGUCAGUCAAGACUCUGUGCCAGUAACACAAGAAUUCCCAUCUCUCCCAUCGACGAAAACACGCACUUCUCUCAAGCACAAGUACUCGGAUCUUUUCACUGCCGCUGCCACCGAGACCGCUUCCUCUGAUAAUGCUGGCCCAGCACGUCGACCCACGAAUGACGAUGCGCUCGACCUUGGCUCUCCUGGCGUUCUUCUCAAUCGUAAACGUAGCGUUCUCGCUCCCGCCUCCCCCGAUGCCUCACCUAUACGUCAACGGACGGGCAAGGGAAAAGCCGCAUUGCUGGGCGGCUUUCAGGCUGCAGACGACUCAAAGCCAGACAAUCCUUCCUACUUGCGGCCUCCAUCUUUCGCCGAGUCACAGUUUGCUACCAUCAUUCGUCGUCAGAGAAAGAGACGAAUCGUCUCGCCCACCAAUAAUCAACAAUACGCUGCCGUCUCGUCCAUCCUCGAUCUCGAAGCAUCCACGCCAACCGACACACCGCCGUCCAAUCAGCUUCCAUAUGCCGCCCGCGCUGACGACGCGAACGCCACCGAACUUGGCUGGACAAACGCGCUCCGUCGCGGUGAGCUCAAGGCCACACUGGAUUGCCACCACGACGUACCCACUACCACGCUUGUUUCGGAUCGCCAAGAUCCACUCAUGGCCACACAUCGUGCCUGGGAAUUCGCUGGUUGGGGUUCCAUAUCGCUCCUCGAGCUGCCGGCUUCACCCUUGAACUCGGACAAUCCUCGCACCGCCCAACCACCACGUCUCCAGUUCGGCCAAUGGAAGGCCUCUGCUCUUGCAGGUAACGCCGUCACGGGCUCGGUGUUCUAUGCGCUCCCCGCCGUCGUCGCCGUAUCUUCGGUGCUGUCGCCCAUUUCAAUCCUCAUCGCCUGUCUGCUGCUCUACCCCUUUCGUCCCAUCAUCUGCGAGCUAGCCUCUGCUCUCAGCGCAAGCAAUGCAGGCAACUACUCGUAUUUGGUCAACAUCUCCACCAAACUCGUCGCCGUCUUGGCAGCAGCCAUCACGCUCUUGGACGCAGUGGCCACGGGCGCCGUCAGUGCUGGUACCGCAAGCGCCUACAUCGCAGGCGAGACGCUGACCAGCCAUGCCCACAUUGAUGGCCGCCUGAUAUCGGUGCUGCUGCUCGUUGGACUUGCGGCACUGUGCCUGACGGGCUUGCGUGACUCGAGCAGCGUCGCUCUGGGCAUGUUUUUGCUCCACGUGCUCACCAUGGUCAUUCUCAUCAUUGCUGGAGUAGUCGCUUGGAUCCGCUCUGGCAACUCGCUUUUGCACGACAACUGGUCCAUUGGCAUGGCCUCACUCCGUGCACCAUCGACAGGCAAAGGCAUCGUGCGAGCCAUCUUUGACGGUGUCUGCGUCGCCUUUGUCGGCUUGACCGGAUUCGAGUGCAGUCCUUCCUACAUCAAUCAGGUGAAGCUGGGCGAGUUUCCCAAAGCGCUUCGCAAUCUGCACAUCAUUGUCGUGCUGACCGAGGCGCCACUGAUGCUGCUAGUGCUCGCGCUGGUUCCCAUGGAUGCCAUCCUGGGUGGCUCCAACGUGCUUGCCUUGCUGGGACAAGUCGCCGGAAGAGGUGCAUGGCUCAAGCUAUUCGUAGUGGUCGAUGCCUGCCUGGUUCUCUGCGGAGGCAUCAUUACAGGCAUCGUCGCCUUCUGCGGGCUCGUCGAUACGCUGUGCGACGACCGAGUGGUGCCUCGAGCGCUGCAACGCCGCCUACCCAAGACAGGAGCCACGUAUCCGUCCAUCGCCCUGUUCCUUGCACUAACGUUGAUCAUGAGCGCCACAUGUAGCUUCAGCCUGACAACGCUCUCGUCCGUGUUCAGCGUGUCCUUCCUGUGCGUCAUGACGCUGUUUGGCAUCUCGCUCGUGCUGCUCAAGUAUGCGAGACCGUCGUUGCCGCGAUCGCCCACCACGAAUCUAGGUAUGGUGCUGCUAGGCAUCGGCAUCGGCAUCACUGCCAUGGCGGGCAAUUUUGCUCUUUCGCCCGUCAUCAUCUUUCAGACGCUCGUCUACUUUGUCGCCAUGGCGGCGGUGCUGGUGGCUUUAGCUCGUAGAGUGGAUCUCGCACGUAUCUUCGUGUGGCUGGUGGAGCAACAGCGCUCGUCUUGGCUCGGACGGCUCCCAGUCAAGCUGGAAAAGCAGCUCAUUGGCUGGAUCCGGAAUGAGCGCAAACACCCCGUUAUCUACUUUGCCAAGACGGACGAUAUUUCGGUGCUGGCCAAUGCGCUCUACUACAUUCAGCAGAACGAGCCUACGUCUCAGUGCAAGCUGGUGCAUUGCUACAAGUCGAUCGACACCAUCCCGGAACAGCUCGACGAGACGUUCCAGCUGGUGGACGAGAUCUUCCCCACUGUCACGGUGGAUCUCGUCUUUGUCGAAGCGCCUUUUACACCGCAGGUGGUUCAUGCCAUCACGCACCGUCUUGGCAUCCCCAUCUCUCGAUCGUUCAUUUCGUGUCCGAGUGGCCGUGGAGCGCUGGUGGGCUCGCAACACGCGCUUAGCGACUACGGUGGACUCCGCAUCAUUCUCCCCUAG